This is a messenger RNA of Cucurbita pepo subsp. pepo (vegetable marrow), 3267 nucleotides long. RefSeq names its product microtubule-associated protein TORTIFOLIA1. NCBI's taxonomy places the organism in Eukaryota, Viridiplantae, Streptophyta, Magnoliopsida, Cucurbitales, Cucurbitaceae. Gene Ontology annotation, molecular function: microtubule binding. Gene Ontology annotation, biological process: multicellular organism development; circumnutation; unidimensional cell growth. The record is from RefSeq and is a predicted model, not a curated record. Gene Ontology annotation, cellular component: cortical microtubule, transverse to long axis.
GAUUUUAGCCCUCAUUUCUACUUUGAUUACUGACCCACAAGACUUGCUUCUCACUUCUCCCCUUUCUUCCCCACCUUCCUUCCAUUUUUGUCUCCUGCAAGCUUCCCACCUUCUUCGAAUCGACUAAUAUUCUUCUUCUUCUUCUUCACCUGCAUUCUUGUUCCUUAACCUCCAUUGAAGCUCUGAAUCGAGUCUCCGCCAUUGCUUUUGUUCAUAAUGAGUUCUCAAGCACCCAAAUCAUCGAGACCCACAAAACCCCCAAUUCAAUCGCCGCCCACAUCCAGAUCCUCGGUUUCUUCUCUAUCAUCCCAUCUCGCCAUGGUUGAACUCAAGCAAAGGAUUCUCACCGCUAUCUCCAAGCUCUCCGAUCGAGACACCCACCAGAUCGCCAUUGACGACAUGGAGAAAAUCAUCCAGUCCAUCUCCCCGGAAGCCAUUCCUAUGCUGCUUAAUUGCCUCUACGACUCCUCUGCUGACCCAAAACCCUCUGUGAAGAAAGAGUCAUUGCGGCUUUUAACACUCGUUUGUGCUUCUCAUAGCGAUUCUACUUCGACCCAUUUGACUAAAAUCAUAGCCCAUAUCAUAAGAAGGGUUAAGGAUGCGGAUUCUGGCGUGAAGGAUUCGUGUAGAGAUGCCAUUGGUGCACUGUCGGCGCAGUAUUUGAAAGGGGAUAGUUCUGGUGGUGAUAAUGGAGGUCUUGGUUCUGUGGUGGCUUUGUUUGUUAAGCCUUUGUUUGAGGCUAUGGGAGAACAGAACAAGGGCGUUCAAUCUGGUGCCGCAUUGUGUAUGGCUAAGAUGGUGGAGUGUGCUGCCAGCCCACCCAUCAUGGCGUUUCAGAAGCUUUGCCCCAGGAUCUGUAAGUUGCUGAACAAUCCAAAUUUUUUGGCAAAGGCUUCACUCUUGACUGUGGUAUCCAAUUUAUCACAGGUUGGUGCCAUUGGACAACAGAGCUUGGAACAUUUGCUACCAAGUAUUCAUGAGUUACUUGGGAGCACUGAUUGGGCAACGCGCAAGGCAGCAGCUGAUGCACUAAGUGCAUUAGCAUUGCAUUCAAGCAAUUUCAUAACAGAUGGAGGUGCUUCCACUUUGGCAGUUCUUGAGGCUUGCCGUUUUGACAAGAUAAGACCCGUUCGAGACAGCAUGACCGAGGCACUACAGCUAUGGAAGAAACUUGCUGGGAAUACCGACGGAGCUGCAGAAAGCCAGAAUGAAUCUCAAGAUGGUGAAAACCAUGACUCAGCGGAGUUGUCCAAAAAGUCCGACCUGAAAAACGCGAAUUCACCUCAGGGAGGGAGGUCAUUAGACAAAGAUAAAUCCGAGGAUUCCGUCCCUGUAUCGAAUUCAGCUUCGAAAACGAAAUGUGGUAGUAUUUCAGAUAAAGCAGCUGUACUAUUGAAGAAGAAAGUACCUGCUUUAACCGACAAAGAGUUGAACCCAGAGUUCUUUCAGAAACUCGAAACUAGGGGGUCCGGGGAUUUGCCUGUCGAGGUGGUUCUUCCUCGCAGACAUGCCAGUUCUUCGAACACGAACGACGAGAAACUGGAGCCUGAGGAUGCAAAUGCUGGAGUAAGAUCAACUCAUGUUGAAAACACUCACGCAGAUGAUUUUCAAAGUGCAUUCAAUAAAUUUCGAGACUCGGAAAGAGCUCAAAUGGCUAAGCCGAGGGAUUACGAUGAUCUUGGGCGUGAUAAAUGGCAUGAGGGGAAACUUAACGGAAGAGACUCGAGAACAAGAGCGUACAAUGUGAAUGAUCAAAGUGAAAUAUCUCAACGGGAAUCUUCUGGCGCGCGUUCAGACUUCUCCAAAAUCGACGCCCAAUCGGAAAGCGCCUACAUGAAUAACAAAGGAAGCUGGUCCGCUAUCCAGAGGCAGCUAUUGCAGUUGGAGAGGCAACAGGCACAUUUGAUGAACAUGUUGCAGGAUUUCAUGGGAGGCUCUCAUGAUGGCAUGAUAACUUUGGAAAAUAGAGUCCGUGGACUCGAGAGAGUAGUCGAAGACAUGGCACGAGAUUUAUCCGUGUCAUCAGGUAGGAGAGGUAACUUUUCUCUAGGAUUCGAAGGAACGUCUAAUAGGCCUCUAGGCAAGUAUAGUGGAAUUUUGGACUAUCCUGGUGCUAAGUUUGGACGAAACAACGAUGGACGAAUGUCUUUCGGAGAGAGGUUCGUUCAAUCAGAAGGAAUCGGUUCGAACAUGAGGGGAAGGAAUGCUGCAUGGAGACCCGACAUGAAUGAGACUUGGGACUAUCCUGUUUACAUGUCGAGAAACGGACAGAUGAGCUCUAAGAGAUCGUUAGAUGGUGGCAUUGACAAUAGGUCAUCGAAAUCCGAACAAGAAAUCGACCAAGGCGGAGGUAACAGAAGAGCCUGGGAUAAAGGUGCUGGACCUUUAAGACUUGGUGAGGGACCAUCUGCAAGAAGUGUUUGGCAAGCAUCAAAAGACGAAGCAACGUUAGAAGCCAUUCGAGUAGCUGGUGAAGACAACGGUAUAUCUAGGACCCCGAAAGUGGCGAUUCCCGAAAUGACAGCAGAAGCCAUGGAAGACGACAAUGUCGGUCAAGAACGGGAUCCAGUAUGGACGUCUUGGACUAAUGCAAUGGAUGCCCUUCAGGUAGGUGAUAUGGACACAGCUUAUGCUGAAGUUCUCUCUACAGGGGACGACAUCUUGCUCAUAAAACUAAUGGAAAGAACCGGUCCCGUGGUCGACCAAUUCUCAAACGAGAUAGCCGUUGAGAUCUUCCGCGCCGUGGGACAAUUUCUACUCGAACAGAACUUGUUCGACAUAUGUUUAUCUUGGAUUCAACAGUUGGUAGAUAUCAUAUUGGACAAUGGGCCUGAUUGUGUGGGGAUUCCAAUGGAUAUGAAGAAAGAACUGAUAUUAAAUGUUCUUGAAGCUUCAUCAACAAUGGAUACUCCUGAAGAUUGGGAAGGGGCAUUACCUGACCAACUUUUGGCUCAGUUGGCUUCUGCUUGGAGAAUUGAUAUUGGACAACUCCAAUAGAUACUCAUUGGUAAACACUUUUUGGUGAAUGGAUGAACAAAAUUCUAUUCUUUCCAUCCAAAAUGAAUAGAAAAUGGGAUACAUAUUUGUUCGAUUAGAAAAGCGUUUUUGGGAUUUUUGUUUNUUUUUUUUUUUUUUUUUUUUUGCUCGAGAUUACUAUCAAGAACCGUGGUUGAAUCGUCUGUAAAUGUUAAUAUUGUUGUGCUUUGAGUGAUUAUUAGAAAUCAAAUAUGAAAAAUGGUAGAUUCGCGCCCUUAUUAGAGUAUAAAA